ACCGAGGUCCUUCCUGCUACGAAAUUCUCGGACGUCGUACUUCCUUUCCCAUUGUUCUCUAGACUUCUUGUCGGAGAUCAGGUUUUGAUCCCAGUUCCUGAUUGUGUUGGAGGGCAAGGCAGCAAUGGGAGCACAGGCUGUUGUGCAACAGCAGAGAAACUGGGCGGUGGAAGCCUUGCAACGAAGGCUUGCUGCUGCAAAAGCUCAGCUUCUCCAGGAACAAAAAAAGAAUGAGAAAGACAAGAAGGAAACCCUUGAUGCGGAUUUCUCUUCUAGAGCUGAUUUGCAACCUAGUUCUUCGAGCACAUUGCCUGCAAAAGAUGCAAAGGAAGAUGAUGUUGCGUAUGCACGGCUUUCGUGCCCGAUCAACGAGAAUUUGUUAACAACCAACAUUACGUUUUCUAGUGCAAAAGGAAGCAUCACUGACAAGGUUUUGCAUGACCUCCUCCAAAGCGGUGAUUCAGCUCGGAAAUACUUGCAAGGUUCUAAAAACGUGAAGCUGGACAGUUGGAUCCUCCUCGAUAAUUUUGUACCAUCACGGGCUUCAUCCUCAGUCUCUACAAAGGCCUUGCAGAAAAAUUCAAAACGCUCGAAAAGACGUAUGUCUAUGAAACAGCUCAAGAAAUCUGGAGCUUUGCAAUUACCUAAGGAUAUGCAAAAGUUUGAUCUGUUUAAGCCGAUGCAUGAGAUGUGGGAAGGUUACAUGACACAGCUCAUCAAGGCGACAGGGAAGAACCAGUUAGCUCAAUCUCUUAUCUCUGCAGAUUUUCACGGUGCUUACGUUAUUGUUGCCGAAUGCAAGAUAGAAUCAUUCGCUGGAGCACACGGCAUAAUGGUGCGAGAGACAUCAGAGACGUUUGGCAUCAUCACCAGAGACGAUAAACUCCGAGUUGUACCAAAGAAGGCAUCGGUCUUCAUCGUCCAAAUAGACUGUUGGAAAGUAACGUUACACGGGGACAAGCUCAUUUCAAGAAACCCCGCCCUUCAACGCUGAUGGUUAACGGAAACGUUUUGUCUUCCUCCGACACUCGCUGAAGAAAGAAGACAGUGCCAAUGGUAAGAAAAAACGUAUUCUUUUCUUUUAUUGUGUCCGGUUAUGAAAGUUUUCUCUACAAGAAAGAAAACAGAAAACCGAGUUGUAUUCAUUUGGUUCGAAUCUCGGUUUGCUCGAACCGGCCGGUCAAAACGGCACGGUGUUUUGCGCAAAAAUACAAAAAAAGGAAUACGGGGGGAUUUAUUAUUA
Molecule: messenger RNA, 1243 nt
Organism: Tarenaya hassleriana
Lineage: Eukaryota; Viridiplantae; Streptophyta; Magnoliopsida; Brassicales; Cleomaceae
Exons: 8
Coding region: 125-994 (289 amino acids)
Biological process (GO): rRNA processing; tRNA 5'-leader removal
Cellular component (GO): ribonuclease P complex; ribonuclease MRP complex
Molecular function (GO): ribonuclease P RNA binding
Source: RefSeq, a predicted model, not a curated record